GCCCUAAGCGGCGGCGGCCAUUUUGGCUGCGCCUCUCUCCGGCCUGUUCAGUUACCACGUGAACUGUUGCCUGGGUCUCUGUGCGGGGCAAGGGGGAACCCGGCGCGGAUACGGCGGCCUGGAGGGGCCGGGCCUGGGACGGAAGCGAGCACGGGGCGGCGGGGGUGGCCCGGCAGGGAGUCCCGGGAGGCGGCGGUGACCGAGGAGCGGCAGGAGACACCCCGCCCCCCGGAGCCUUCAAGCGGAGCCGGAGCCGGAGCUGGCCGCGGCAGGACCAGGAGCGAUGCCGUCCGUGAGCCUCCCGCCCAAGGAGAACGCGCUCUUCAAGCGCAUCCUGAGGUGUUAUGAACAUAAACAGUACAGAAAUGGGCUGAAGUUUUGUAAACAGAUCCUUUCUAAUCCAAAGUUUGCAGAACAUGGAGAAACCUUGGCGAUGAAAGGACUAACGCUGAACUGUCUAGGGAAGAAAGAGGAAGCAUAUGAACUAGUGCGUAGAGGCUUACGGAAUGAUUUAAAGAGUCAUGUCUGCUGGCAUGUCUAUGGUCUUCUCCAGAGGUCAGACAAGAAGUAUGAUGAAGCUAUCAAAUGUUACAGAAAUGCACUGAAAUGGGAUAAAGACAAUCUUCAAAUCUUGAGAGAUCUCUCUCUGCUACAGAUUCAAAUGAGGGAUCUUGAGGGUUACAGGGAAACCAGGUACCAGUUACUUCAGCUCCGACCUGCACAGCGAGCCUCAUGGAUUGGUUAUGCUAUUGCUUAUCAUCUGCUGGAAGAUUAUGAAAUGGCAGCAAAGAUUUUAGAGGAAUUUAGGAAGACUCAACAGACGUCUCCUGAUAAAGUGGACUAUGAAUACAGUGAGCUGUUGUUGUACCAGAAUCAAGUCCUCCGAGAAGCAGGACUCUACAAAGAAGCCUUGGAACACCUUGGUACCUAUGAAAAGCAGAUCUGUGAUAAACUGGCUGUUGAAGAAACUAAAGGAGAACUUCUGUUGCAACUCUGCAGGCUGGAAGAAGCAGCUGAGGUGUAUAGAGGAUUGCAAGAAAGGAAUCCUGAAAACUGGGCUUAUUACAAAGGCUUAGAAAAGGCACUUAAACCAGUCAACAUGCUUGAGAGGCUGAAAAUCUAUGAAGAGGCCUGGACUAAGUACCCAAGGGGACUGGUUCCAAGAAGGCUGCCGCUAAACUUUUUAUCUGGUGAAAAGUUUAAGGAAUGUUUGGACAAGUUUCUAAGGAUGAAUUUCAGCAAAGGCUGUCCACCUGUUUUUAAUACUUUGAGAUCAUUGUACAAAGAUAAAGAAAAGGUGGUAAUUAUAGAAGAGUUGGUGGUAGGUUAUGAAACAUCUCUAAAAAGCUGCAGGUUAUUUAAUCCCAAAGAUGAUGGUAAAGAAGAACCUCCAACUACUUUACUGUGGGUCCAAUACUACUUAGCACAACAUUAUGACAAAAUUGGGCAGCCAUCCAUGGCUCUGGAAUACAUAAAUGCAGCAAUAGACAGUACUCCCACCUUGAUAGAACUCUUCCUUGUGAAGGCUAAAAUCUAUAAGCAUGCUGGAAACAUUAAAGAAGCUGCAAGGUGGAUGGAUGAAGCCCAGGCCUUGGACACAGCGGACAGAUUUAUCAACUCCAAAUGUGCAAAAUAUAUGUUGAAAGCCAACUUGAUUAAAGAGGCAGAAGAAAUGUGUUCUAAGUUUACAAGGGAAGGAACCUCAGCAGUAGAGAACUUGAAUGAAAUGCAGUGCAUGUGGUUCCAGACAGAAUGUGCCCAAGCUUACAAGGCAAUGAAUAAAUUUGGAGAAGCACUUAAGAAAUGCCACGAAAUUGAGAGACAUUUUGUAGAAAUUACAGAUGACCAGUUUGACUUCCACACUUACUGUAUGAGAAAGAUUACACUUAGGUCUUAUGUGGACUUGUUAAAACUAGAAGACGUACUUCGACAACAUCCAUUUUACUUCAAGGCAGCACGAAUUGCCAUAGAGAUAUAUUUGAAGCUUCAUGACAAUCCUCUAACAGAUGAGAAUAAAGAACACGAGGCUGAUACAGCAAAUAUGUCUGACAAGGAGCUAAAGAAGCUUCGCAAUAAGCAGAGAAGAGCACAGAAAAAAGCACAACUGGAGGAAGAGAAGAAGAAUGCAGAAAAAGAAAAGCAGCAGAGAAAUCAGAAGAAGAAAAAGGACGAUGAUGAUGAGGAAAUUGGUGGUCCAAAAGAAGAACUUAUCCCUGAGAAACUAGCAAAGGUUGAAGCACCUUUGGAAGAAGCCAUUAAAUUUUUAACACCGUUGAAGAAUUUGGUGAAGAACAAAAUAGAGACCCAUCUUUUUGCUUUUGAGAUUUAUUUCAGGAAAGAGAAAUUUCUUCUGAUGCUGCAGUCUGUGAAGAGAGCAUUUGCUAUUGACUCCAGUCAUCCUUGGCUUCAUGAGUGUAUGAUUCACCUCUUUGGCAGUGUAUCUGAAAGUAAAGAUCUACCUGAUACAGUUAGAACAGUGUUAAAUCAAGAAAUGAAUCGGCUUUUUGGGGCAACUAAUCCAAAGAACUUCAAUGAAGCUUUCCUUAAAAAGAACUAUGACUCACUACCACAUAGGUUAUCAGCUGCCAAAAUGGUGUACUAUUUGGAUCCUUCCAGUCAGAAAAGAGCAGUGGAGCUAGCAACAUCCCUCGAUGAAUCCCUUACCAACAGGAAUCUUCAGACUUGUAUGGAGGUAUUAGAAGCUUUGAGUGAUGGUAGCCUGGGAGACUGUAAAGAAGCAGCUGAAACUUACAGAGCGAAUUGUCAUAAGCUUUUCCCUUAUGCUUUGGCUUUCAUGCCCCCUGGAUAUGAAGAGGAUAUGAAGAUCACAGUUAAUGGAGAUAGUUCUGCAGAAACUGAAGAACUGGCCAAUGAAAUAUGAACAACUUCAUUUAAAAAAAGAAGAGAGAGAAUGGAAUAACAUUGGUCCAUAUCUGGUGUAUAAUAUUUUUGUCACGCACCUGCUGAAUUGUUCUAACUUACACAGAGAAAGGAAGGAGUAAAAAUGUUGCCUUCAAAUAGUUUUACUUUUUUUAUCCUGCUGACAAAGUAUAUAUAUAAAAUAUCUAACAUAUUACUGGAUAUAGGUUGUUCAGUUUCUUAAGAAAAAUUAAAAGCUGCUAAAAUUGAAGAAAAAAAAAAACCCUUAUCCUUACCUACCUACCCCAUGUUUUUAAACUAAUUUAUAUGAAAUCUGGAGGCUCAUAACCCUCAGAGCAGGUGUGUGGCAGAAAUAUUACUUUAAAUUUGUCUUGUGAGAUUACUAUUAUCUCAGACAGCAAAAACGCUGUUUUAGCACUGGAUUCUUUCACUGAGCACAGAGUUGUUGGGGCUUUAGCAUCUGACUGAUUUUGAUAUGGAGAUGAUUCUAUUCAUAGGAAGUAUUCAUUGUGAAUCACUAUUUACAGAGAAACCUACAACAUACAUGUGAUGUUGUAGAGACGGGACAUACAGAUACGAAGCAGAGUUAAGAAACAUAGGGUGUUCAGUAAGCUUGUUGUGUCUCCGAAGUUCACUGUACACGAUCAGUUUGGUGUUCUUGCACCACAGUUUUUAACGGAAGGAACCAGUUAGAACAAUCUCUUCAUUUUAAUUAAACUUGAAAAGAAAGAACACUGCUGGUUUUGAGAUGAACCUCACAGCAUAGUUUGGCCAAACUUGUUAAAACUGUAAUGCAAGAACCAAAUGAAAUUAUGCACUGUGAUGUGGCACCAACUAAUUAGAAAGAUAGUGUGCAUUUUUCACAUAGAGUGAAAACAAAAUGAGAACAUACUAUGGCUUGAAGUUACAAAGAGCGGAACUCCUGACUACCAUUUUAUGACUGAUGAAGAGACUAAUAGUUUAAAACCUCAGCAGGCCUUGUUCACGUUAUGCAGAGAAAAACAAGUGCUGCAGUUUAGAUACCUCUGGAACUUUUACACAGUGUCACAGGUUUGUAAUACUUGAAGCCCUACAUUUCUAAGAAUAUAUUUCUUGCUCAGUUGUUUCAGGCAAACUCAAGACUUUGUAACUUUUAAGGGGCCCAAGAUUUUCUUUUUUUUUUCCAAAUAACAGACCAGCUUCUUAUUCCUGCAGUUACAGAUGUAAUUUCCUUUGUCAAACAUAAGGUACCAAAUAUAAUGCAAUAAAAUGUUUUGAAAAACAGUUGUGUGCAUAUUUUAACCAGUCUGUGUUGGACUUUGUAAAUUACUGGAUGAAGAGAGAGGUGCAGUUCAGAGUUGAUUUAAUAUGCUGUUCAGUUCCACUGUUAAUGUGUCACUGCUGAUGGGUGGACUUUGAUUGUAUAUUAAGUGCUAAUGCAUUAUAUAUUAGUGCUUAGUAUCAGGGAAAUCCAAUAGUACAAAAUGCAUUACUACUUGACUUCAGAAUACCAACAACAAAGGUUAUGCUGACAGCUGUUGUGGACUGCAAUUCAUCACUUGCAAAAUAAAGUUCAAGCCAGCUGCAUUAAUGGUAUAGAUGAGAGAGUGCCCAAAUGCUUUUAUGGACCUUAAAGCAAUGAAAAAAUUGACCACAGGCUAAAAAGUCAGUGCCUUCUUUGCAAUAUUUCAAUUACAGAAUAUCAUAAUUAAGUGAAAGUAUAAAUUGUAUCUUUUUUCGUAUUGUGGAAUUUAAUUAUUGACACUUUGUAUAAUUGUGGCCUUCAGGGGGGCUACUUUUUCUCUAACCCUCCUUUUAAAAUAGGAAGGGCAAUUUUUACUAUUGAUUUUUUCCAUGUAAUGCAUUCAGCACCACUUAUAUGCAUGCUUUUCAUGGAUACAGACUUAUCCUUGUGUAUGCAAAUAGUGUAGUUCAUGUUGUAAAUGUUGUGAAAUGUAAGAUGCUUUGCCAUAUUUGUGUUUUAAUCUGCCGGGCUUUCAGGAACUUAAAUACCUUGGAAACUUUUUAACUGACUCCGAGACUGGUGCUGAUGUAUAGAUCCUGACCCCUCCUUCAGUCCAAGAUAUUUGGACUACACCUCUUCUGCAAAUACUGAAGGCAAUUCAGCCUUGUCCAUAGGGGUCUGAGUUUUGGCCAUGCUGCUUCAACCCUCAUGCCACUUUCUCUGCCUCUGGUACUGUAGGCAGGCAGUUCUGUGUUCCUGCCUUUUUAUAGCUAAUUGUGAGUCAGCAGGGAGCAAAAUCUUUUCUCCCUUCAUUCUUUCCAUUCUGGGGCUCUGCUGUGUGAAUGGGAUCACCCUCUAAACUCAUUCUCUGUAUUUGUUUUCUCUUCAUCAGGCAAAACAGGGCAAGCCAAAAGCCAAGAGGCACUCCAUCACCUUCACUCUGCCAGGGGGCUCAAUCGAUAUGGCUUGUUUGGGUCUCUGUCUCCCCACACACAUUAGCUGAGGUUACUAGAGACACCGCCACACCGUCUCUGUUCAAAGCUUCACCCCGAUCAAUCCUUCAGGCACAGUGGUUUAUAAACAAAGAGCACUCUGAUCUGCUCUCGGAGGACUGUGCACCUGCAAGGCAAGACAAGCUAAAGUACUUUUCCCUAUGUAAAGAAGGCUUUUAAGAUCCCAGCACUAAUCUUUGAAGUAUCAUGAAACCAAGUGUGUCAUCCAUCCAUCUUUAACUAUAGCUUCUAUAUGUUCUUGUUUCAUACAUAGAGCAUACUUCAUGGACAGGAACGUAUUGAGAACUGCUGGGAUUCAAGUUUUGGAACCAUUUCCAGCAAGAAAGGCAGCAAAAAGUGAAACUAUCAUCCAGAAUAAUUCAUUCCUUCAGCUGGUGGUACCAAAGCACCCCCACUGAUGGUAGGAGCCCACCUUCCUGUUCUGGACCCCAAAAUACUCACUAUCGACACCAGUCUUUGAAGGUGAGGACCACACCAAGGGCAUCACAAUACACAGAACAUGGUGAAGGUCAGGAGGACUUCAGAACCUAGAGGUAGCAGCAGUUGGGUUGGCUCUUCGAGAUGUCCAGUAUCACCUGAGGAAGGAGCACUUCUUGGUUCAAUCAGACAAUGACAGUCACAGCAUACAUGGUAUAAGAAGCUGAAGUCUAAAUGUCAAAGCCAAGCAGGCUCUUUUCAUGCCAGAAGUUUACCCUAGUGUGCCUCAGGGUAAACUUGAUACAAAGGAGAGGAGACUUGAUACAGAAGAUGACAUAGUUGUCACCAGAUAAAUAAAGUGGGCCCUGGACCUAGAUGGUAUUUAGGGAGCUAGCCAAAAUGCAAAGGAUGAGACUUUUCACAUGAGAAGCAGACCAAAUUUCAUUGGGAACAAAAAUUGCAGAAUAGGUUGUCUGUGAUUUCCCCUGAAGUUCCAACACGCAAAAAGAAAGCACAGGAGAAAAGCAGGAAAAUAUCUUAGUAGAACCAAUCAAUUCAGGAGUCCAUCUUUGUUUCCUUCUGUCUGAGAUGCCUUUGAAAACAUCCAAGUAAUGCAUAGCUAGAUGCAUCAAGUGCUGCAAUAUUGAGUUCCAUUACACCACUGAUAAACCAAUUUGAGAGAAAAUCAGAGCCCGUGCAACACAUUCCAUGGUGGUAUCCUGAAUAAAAAGGGUAUCUAUUUCCUCUGUGGUGGAAAAUAGUUUCAUCUUCCAUCAGUUCUUACAGUACUACAUUCUUCAGCAGGGAGCUGCUCCAAGCAGUGAUCUCAAAAUCGAUUAAUACUACCAAUUGUAGGGAAACAUAGAACAUUUCCCCCUGUUUGUAUCUUCCUCUCACCUUCAUUUUUUCUUUCUGCUUGCUACAUAAAUAUGUAUGACUAGGGCAAAAAUCAGCAAAUAGAGUGGAAAAACUGUCACUUGAUCAUCCUUUCUUGAAUUUACCCUCUUCUGUCCGUCGUAUCCACAUUAUUGAGAUAUCUAUACCAUGGCUUUGUCAUGCCUUGUACAUAUAAUUAACAACAAUGCUAUUUAAUGUUUAAUAAGUAAAAGGUUCAAACAUAAAGCUAAGACCUUUUCCUUUGAUAAGAUGUUUUCUUAUAAGGCCGCUAUAACCAGUGCCAACUUCACUGCUAAAUUACCAUUGCAACAAGGAUGGUUCUGCUGGGGUUGCCUGCCACCAGCCACACAAAUGGAAAACAGCUUGGUACAAUAUUGUGAUCUAAAUGUACUGAAUUAAAAUUAAACACUGAAUUAAAAC
Chelonoidis abingdonii (Abingdon island giant tortoise) is the source of this 7071-nucleotide messenger RNA. RefSeq names its product N-alpha-acetyltransferase 15, NatA auxiliary subunit (gene NAA15). Gene Ontology annotation, molecular function: protein binding. Gene Ontology annotation, biological process: N-terminal peptidyl-methionine acetylation. The record is from RefSeq and is a predicted model, not a curated record. Lineage: Eukaryota; Metazoa; Chordata; Testudines; Testudinidae. Gene Ontology annotation, cellular component: cytoplasm; NatA complex.